AAUGAGAGGGAAAAAGCCAAUAAGCAGAAUAUGACCUCUUUAAGUUAAAUAUCACCUGUUUUUCGACCUGACAUAUGUACCACUUCAAAGGCAGCGAUCGGACUCUGAGCCUCUUUAACAUCUCCAGAGACGAGGUGGACGGAUUCCUCAACCUCCAACAUGACGACAGCGUUUUGUCAGCCUGCGUCUCAUCAGACCGCCGGCUGCUCGUCUCCGGAGCUGCCGACCAACUCGUACGAAUCUGGUCGGUGACCACCGGUACGUUGUUGGACGCUCUGUGUGGUUCGUACGCUCCUGUCACCGCAGUCCUUCUGUACAACGGCUCCGUGGUUUCAGCCUCGUCGGCCGCCGCCGACAUCCAUCGGUGGAGUCUGAAAUACGACACCCGCCACAAACCCACCGGCCACAUCCCCGCGGGCUGCGCCCACGUCGCCAUCACUACAGACGGAGAUCGGGUUUUCUACGUCCGAGAGCAGAGCCAGACCGAGGUCAUCAGCUGGAACAGCAACACAGGUUCUCCAUUGGAGCAUUUGGCGGUCUCCGCUGAGGUUUGCUGUCUGGAGUUAGCUCAGCGCAAACGCUUGCUGCUCUGCGGUCUGACCAGCGGCACCGUCCUCAUCUACCCGAUGGCCCUUCCCCAGGAGACGCUCUGCAUCCCCCCUCCGGAGAGCCUCUCCAGGGUGCUCUGCCUGGCCGUCGGCUCCCAGGAGAAGCACCUGGCGGUGGCCUACGAGGACUCGUUGUGUCUGUUUGAGAUCACCAACAGAGACGGCUUCCCCACAGUGGAGGGACCCCUGGAGAGGUUCCCGCUGUCCCUCCUCCACUCCCCGCUGUCCUCCAUGGCGCUGCUGUCCAAACGCCGGCUGCUGUACGGGACGAUCUGCGGGGAGGUGAAGCUCCACGACUUCAGCCGGGGCAGCAGCUCCGAUCUGGAGCCUCAUCGCAGCAGAGUGACCUGUGUGACGGCAGGUAACUGGGGGGACCACGCCCUGGUGGGCUCUGAGGACGCCGUACAGAGGCUGUGGGGCCUGAACCCGCUGGUCCUGGACCACACCAUGGAAUACAAGGGGUUUUUCUUCGAGGGCGUCCUCUCUGCUGCUUUCUCUGAGAGCGACCAGUUCGUCUUCACCGGAUCUCAGGACAGAAGCAUCAACGUCUGGGACGUCGCUACAGGAAACCUGCUGUAUGUUCAGUACGUCGACUCGCCCGUCGUCAGGAUGGUGACCUUCAGGAACGGCUUUGUGGGCUUGUCUCAGCAGGGCUCCGUUAUCAGAGAGGUGUUUCGCUGUCCGGACCACAUCAGUCCGGACCACAACCCAUUGAGAAACGUCAAGGCCCAGUACCGGGUCACCUCCAGGGAGAAGAACCGGGACGGCCAGCAGGCCCCCGGGUCCGACCUCCAGGACUUCAACCCGGCCCAGCUCAAUCUGAACCUCAUGAGCACGUUAAGAGCCAAACCCUCCUCCACCUGUCUCAUACUGUAGGACACCGGGUCCCUAACUGGGGCCCCAGGACCUCCAGGGGCCUCUAGGUUUUAGGGUGUUUCAAGAGAAAAUGAGAAAAAAAUUUAUUUUCAUAGUUAAAUUUAAUUGUACAUAUGGCUCUAUAAAUGCAAAAAUAACA
Molecule: messenger RNA, 1623 nt
Organism: Micropterus dolomieu (smallmouth bass)
Lineage: Eukaryota; Metazoa; Chordata; Actinopteri; Centrarchiformes; Centrarchidae
Product: NACHT domain- and WD repeat-containing protein 1-like
Exons: 6
Coding region: 75-1484 (469 amino acids)
Molecular function (GO): protein binding
Source: RefSeq, a predicted model, not a curated record